Anthonomus grandis grandis is the source of this 855-nucleotide messenger RNA. RefSeq names its product nuclear transcription factor Y subunit beta-like. Gene Ontology annotation, cellular component: nucleus; CCAAT-binding factor complex. The coding region runs from base 116 to 712 and encodes 198 amino acids. The transcript is spliced from 6 exons. Lineage: Eukaryota; Metazoa; Arthropoda; Insecta; Coleoptera; Curculionidae. Gene Ontology annotation, biological process: regulation of transcription by RNA polymerase II. The record is from RefSeq and is a predicted model, not a curated record. Gene Ontology annotation, molecular function: RNA polymerase II cis-regulatory region sequence-specific DNA binding; DNA-binding transcription activator activity, RNA polymerase II-specific; protein heterodimerization activity.
GUUUGUGUGAGCAGUGUACGUGCACUUGCUUUGUUUACAUUUCACAUUGUUUAUUGUUUUUUUAAUUUAUUUAUUAAAAAGAAGAGAACUGAAUGUUAAUAUCUUAAUAUAAAUAAUGGAUAAAAUUGAAGAUAUGUCACACUCUUAUACUUUAAGUGAUCCUUAUGUUGUGUCUGUAGAGGAAAUGGAAGAUGAGUCGGAGCAAUUAGCUGCAGAAAAUACUGAUGAUUCAAAUCAUGGAGAUAAAUCAGGAGUACCACUAAGGGAACAGGAUCGUUUUUUACCCAUUGCAAAUAUAGCAAAAAUAAUGAAGAGAGCUAUUCCACAGAUUGGAAAAGUUAAUAAUAAGAUUGCAAAGGAUGCCCGCGAAUGCGUACAAGAAUGUGUUUCAGAGUUUAUCAGCUUUAUCACGAGUGAGGCUAGUGAUAGAUGUCAUUUGGAAAAGCGGAAAACAAUUAAUGGAGAGGAUAUUCUAUUUGCCAUGAGUGCUUUAGGUUUUGACAACUAUGUAGAGCCUUUAAAAUUGUACUUGCAGAAAUAUAGAGAGGCGGUCAAAGUAGAUAAAAACCUGCAUCAGGGCUAUGAAGAGAUUGAAGUAGAACCAUUCACUACAACUUCAGCUAUAGCAACAACGGACAGUGAGGGAGCGGUCAUUUAUACCGUUCAAACCAGUUCCUCGCAAGAAUUUACAUUGGGCUCUAAAAUAGUUUAAUUUUCUUUUCAGUUUUAAGUUAUUUAAUUUUGACAUUUAAUAUUAAUAGUGUGAAAGUAGGUAUGUUAGUCAGUUACUUGAGAAUAUACAAUGUAUAUAACAAUUAAUAAAAUAUACCCCAUAGUAUGUUUUAUGAAAAUUAA